CACACAUACAUAGUGCGCACGUGUCGGGUUUGUCCUAACCUCAAAAUCGCCGGAAUUUGGUGUGAUCUGGUGCAAUUAGAUGCGAUAUUUAUGGAAACACAAAGAAGCAGAAACUAACAAAGACAUUUUGUGUAAAUAUUAAUCUUUGACAAUGGCGAUGCAAGUCCCGACCGACGUGGAUGUCGAUCAGAUUAAAUCUUUUCGAGACUUUUUAACCUCAUAUAAUAAGCUUUCUGAAAUUUGCUUUAUCGACUGCAUAUCUGACUUCACUACGCGAGAAAUCAGAGCCAAAGAAGAGAAAUGCGCCCUUAAUUGUAUGGAAAAAUAUUUGAAAAUGAACCAGAGGAUAUCUCAACGUUUUCAAGAGUUUCAAAUAACUGCCAAUGAAAAUAUUCUGGCAGCUAAAAGACAGGGUCAGAUAAAUUGAUUUAACUAGAAAAAAAUAUAAGAAAAAUGAUCUUGUUAUGAACAUCUAUCUUCUUUGUACUGUAAUAUCACAUACAUAAAAU
Atta colombica is the source of this 509-nucleotide messenger RNA. RefSeq names its product mitochondrial import inner membrane translocase subunit Tim9 (gene Tim9a). The record is from RefSeq and is a predicted model, not a curated record. The transcript has 2 exons. Lineage: Eukaryota; Metazoa; Arthropoda; Insecta; Hymenoptera; Formicidae. Bases 152 to 427 code for a protein of 91 amino acids.